ACUAGUUACACAUAGUUGCAUUUUACCAAGUUUGUCAGUUGGACAAAGCAAGUUUUUACUCAGACAGAAGCAGUGAUACAACAAAGAAAGGACCUACAUCUACUGGAAAACUCAACAUGGCAGCCAGUACAGCUACAGCCUGGAAUUCCAUUGGAUUUACCACGGAUGCUCCCCCAAGCCACAAUCUCAGUGUGGAUGCUGCAGACAUUGCUGUUGUUGUCAUUUACUUUAUUAUAGUCAUGGUGAUUGGAAUCUGGUCAUCAGUGCGAGCUAAUCGGACCACUGUGGGGGGGUAUUUUUUGGCUGGUCGUUCCAUGACAUGGUGGCCAAUUGGAGCCUCCCUGAUGUCAAGUAAUGUUGGCAGUGGUUUGUUCAUUGGACUUGCAGGAACAGGAGCAGCUGGAGGCAUUGCUGUGGGAGGAUUUGAAUGGAAUGCAGGAUGGGUCCUGGUGGCUUUGGGUUGGAUCUUUAUCCCUGUCUACAUCUCUGCUGGUGUGGUGACCAUGCCUGAAUACCUGGCCUUGCGUUUUGGAGGCCGUAGGAUCCGCAUAUACAUGUCUGUUUUAUCCUUGAUUCUCUACAUCUUCACAAAAAUAUCAACAGAUAUGUUUUCAGGGGCGCUGUUCAUCCAGGUGUCACUGGGCUGGAAUCUCUAUCUGUCUACAGCCAUAUUGUUGUUGGUUACAGCUGCUUACACUGUGGCAGGUGGUUUGGCAGCGGUCAUCUACACUGAUGCACUACAGACUUUGAUCAUGGUUGGUGGAGCCCUUUCGUUGAUGUUUAUGGCUUUCAUUAAGGUGGGCUGGUAUGAGGGCCUUGUGGAUCGCUACAUGUCAAGCUUUCCCACAGUGACAGUUGAAAACACGACCUGCCAUAUUCCUCGUCCAGAUGCAUUCCACAUGUUCAGAGAUCCUGUGUCAGGAGAUUUACCUUGGCCAGGGUUAAUUUUUGGCCUUACUGUGCUGGCUACAUGGGUCUGGUGUACUGAUCAGGUCAUUGUUCAGAGGUCACUGUCAGCCAAAUCCUUGUCUCAUGCCAAAGGAGGCAGCGUUUUGGGAGGGUACCUAAAACUGCUGCCCAUGUUCUUCAUUGUGAUGCCUGGCAUGGUAAGCCGAGCACUCUUCCCAGAUGAGGUUGGAUGUGUGGAUCCAGCACUGUGUCAAAGAAUAUGUGGAGCAUCCAUUGGCUGCUCCAACAUUGCUUACCCCAAACUAGUGGUAGAAUUAAUGCCUAUUGGUUUACGUGGUCUGAUGCUGGCUGUAAUUUUGGCUGCUCUGAUGUCAUCUUUGACAUCAAUUUUUAAUAGCAGCUCCACUAUAUUUACUCUGGACCUCUACCACAAAGCAAGACCAAGAGCUUCAGAGAUGGAACUUAUGAUUGUUGGAAGGAUUUUCAUCCUCGUCUUGAUGUGUGUUAGUCUGUUGUGGAUUCCAGUUGUCCAGACAGCCAACAGUGGACAGCUUUUUGAGUACAUCCAAUCUGUGACCAGCUUUCUAGCCCCACCAAUUACUGCUGUCUUCAUAAUGGGAAUCUUCUGGCCUCGGGCCAAUGAACAGGGGGCAUUUUGGGGUCUGAUGACAGGCCUGGUGAUGGGACUGGUCCGCAUGAUUCUGGAGUUCUCCUAUACAGCACCAUCCUGUGGUCAGCCUGAUCAUCGGCCCUCUGUUUUAACUGAUGUCCAUUACCUUUACUUUGCUCUCAUUCUGCUGGCUCUUACAUGCCUAGUAAUUCUUGCUAUCAGCUUGUUGACUGCUCCAAUACCAAAAGAAAAUCUCCACAGACUAACCUGGUGGUCCAGAUUUAAUCUUGAGCCUCGCGUCGACCUCACAACUCCUCAAAGGGUACCAGAUCCAGAGAACUCUGUUAGCUCUGAGGCAGAACAGUCUCAACCACCUACAUGGAAAAGAGUUGCUAUGUGGCUCUGUGGCCUGAGUAGUCCAAGCUCACAAUCUGUACCACCAAAUACACAAAGCAAUGAUCUGAACUUUCUGCAUGAGAAACCUGUUUGGAGGAAAGUCUGCAAUUUUAAUGCUGUGCUGCUCCUGGCUUUUAAUGUAUUUCUCUGGGGAUACUUUGCAUAAAGUUGUGCUUAGAACUUGUAGCAUUUUAUCUCAGUAUCUGUAGAGGAGUUCUCUCUAAUGUAAAGACACAUUGUACGGUGGAACUAAGAUGAUUGUCUUGUGUCAGCAAACUAAUAUGUGAAUGUGAUGUUUCAGUAUUCAAAUACUUGAUGAAAAGUUGAAAUUUAUGACUGUUAAAUUCAAUGUAUACAGACAUUAUGAAUAAAAUCAAUUCUAUAGAUGUAUAACAGUAUAAUUUACAAUGCUCAUCAGAAGUAGUACUGCUCAUUUUUGGUUUGAAAGUCCACCUUGAAAAUAGCUUUUAAUAAAUUGUGAAACCAAAUCAAAUUCUCCUUCUCCAUCUGCCAUUGUGGGCAUAAAAUAAAAAUAAAUUUGCAAGUAUUAAUGUGUGCAGAGCAGAUUGCUGAGGACUUCAGACGUCAUUGUGGACCUUCUAGCUCCCUGUUGAGGAGAAUUGGACAGUUGAUUGAUUAAAAAACACUGUUCAUUGCCAGAUAGUUUAAUUAAUGUAGGCUUACUUUACUGAUUUAGAAAGUGUGGGCAUAUUAGAUUACUACUGUCAACACAUAGACACAUCUGAUUUUGUGAAACAUAAACAUGUAUGGGAAUUUGUGCAGCCAAGAGAAACAUUACAAGCAAAGAGAAUAAAGUAUUGGAAUAGUUUUUUAUUGGUCUGGAGUAAUAUUCUAAUUCUGAAUGCCAUGUUUUUAAUAGCUGUAAGCACAAACGCAUAAUUAGCAAAAAAUAAAGGCUUUCAAACACC
Molecule: messenger RNA, 2844 nt
Organism: Xiphophorus maculatus (southern platyfish)
Lineage: Eukaryota; Metazoa; Chordata; Actinopteri; Cyprinodontiformes; Poeciliidae
Gene: slc5a9
Product: solute carrier family 5 member 9
Exons: 14
Coding region: 117-2081 (654 amino acids)
Biological process (GO): transmembrane transport
Cellular component (GO): plasma membrane
Molecular function (GO): D-glucose:sodium symporter activity
Source: RefSeq, a predicted model, not a curated record